This is a messenger RNA of Paramuricea clavata, 14356 nucleotides long. NCBI's taxonomy places the organism in Eukaryota, Metazoa, Cnidaria, Anthozoa, Malacalcyonacea, Plexauridae. The record is from the annotation of a GenBank genome assembly.
AUGUCGGAUAAUAUUACGUGGCAGGAAAACUUGAAAAUUAGCUAUCAAAUUCAUGUUUGUGGGGAGUCAAGCUUACGCUACAUUGGUGAACAAAGGUCAGGACAAUACUUUGUGCUUAAAAUAUCUAACAAAGUACUGUUAAAAUGGCGGGAACUGAAGGACACAGUUCAAAAUGUUUCAUACCUUGAUCUGCUAGCUUUGAGUGCAGUAAAAUUACCUAUUUCCGUCAAGCCAGAUGCUGAUAGAGUCGAAGAAUGCAUUAGGACUACAGCGUCAAUAGCGUACCAUCAAAGCAAAGGAUUGCGGGGAUAUAAAAGGGUAAAUUUUCUUGCAAAAACAAGAUCUGUGAAAGUAUUUUUGAAUGAGUUACUUAAUGUCAGCAGUCUUCAAGCACAGUUAAAUAAAUGUGAAGAGGAUAAGAAAGAACUGCAGAACCAACUUUGGGAACUUGAUAACAGGUGUGCUACACUUCUACAAGAGCUUCUGAGUGCAAGAGAUGAAAUCAAUAUUCUAGAAACAGAGGCAGACCAAGCAUUUACAGAAAACAAAGAAUUAACAGAAUAUAUAAAACACAUUGAAGAAUCUUUAACAUGCAGUAAUUGUAGCACAGGUUUGGAAAAUGCAGGACAACCUAUAAAUGAAGUUGGGGAACGUCAAAGGAGACGAAUUGUAAGAGAACUCAAAACCCAGAGUGAAAGAGCAUUAUGGUUCCUAGAAUCAUUUGGAUUUAAGCUUAAUUCUGUUAAGGUAAAAGAUGUGAAUGGGAAAAUAACUGAAAUUGAUUACACAGAAGGUAAUGGUAAAAGGACGUUUGACCAGCUACCAGAUGAGGAAAAGGAUACCAUCAGGGCUAUACUUUACAUUAUGGACACAUACUGUAUUGGGGACUCAGCAUACCAUGAAAUGUCUGUGUUAAUUGAUGGCCUCCCACGGAGCUAUCUAAUCAAGCAGUGCAGAAGUUCAUUAAACUCCAUUUGUCAUAUUUCACGAACACCAGGAAAGAACCCAGGAGCUCAGAUGAGCUUUAAAGAGGAACUUCGAUCUCAAAUCAGGACGAAGGUAUAUCUACUUAAUAGAAGGCGUGUGUAUUUUUGAUAAUAUAUUAAGCAUGAGCAGCUGAGUUCGAGUGAUUUGUAUCUCUGGUAAUAAAAUGGUAUUUAAAUACCAUGUUUUGCAAUGGUUUUACCAUGAUAAUUGACCAAAAUGUAUAUUGACUUGUAGAAAGAAUUAAAGUAUGAAACUCAUUAAUAAUUCAUGCAUUAUUAAUGAGUUUCAUACUUUAAUUCUUUCUACAAGUCAAUAUACAUUUUGGUCAAUUAUCAUGGUAAAACCAUUACAAAAGAUGGUAUUUAAAUACCAUUUUAUUACAUCCUAUAACUCUUAGUCAUUAAUGGCUUCACAUUUUUAUUAUAGAUUGAUUGUGGAGACGUUGGUAAACAGAGAAUUAGGAUAGCUGGUGAUGGUGCGAAAAUGUCAAGGAUAGCAAAUUUUAUUGUUCUUUCUUUCGCUGUGCUUUCCGAUGAAGAAAGUGUAAUGUCUUGGAAAGGUAAUACUUUAAUUGUAUAAUAUGUAACAAGAUGUGUAUACUGACUGCUCAUUUUCCAUGUACAAUUGCAAACCAGAAUCAGUUUUUUUCCCAUUGAGAUAUACAUAUUGUAUGCAUGAUCCUUGUAGGCAACCAUAUCCUGGGUGUUGUUUGCGGCCAAGAAGAUUAUGACACACUAAGAGUCUCAUUCAAAGAACUCUUUAAAGAAAUAAAUAAAGUCAUUGAAAUGGGUAAAAUUGAAGUUGAUGGUCAUGAGAUACCUUUGGAAUUUUAUCUGUCUGGCGAUUACAAGGUACGGUACAUAAAAGCUAGGAUAUAAAACUAUUGGCACCGGCACUUUAAAAUCUAUCAGCAACUUCUGAACUUCAGUACAUGUGUACAGUAUAUUGUUAAGGCCUGGGCAUCACAAUGCAGUAAAUUGGGCAAGCUGAUCAUCUGAAUCCCUGUUGACUGAUUUCAUUAUAUUUUUAACUUUUUUUUAGUUCCUACUCCUUAUUCUUGGUAUGAACAGUGCCAUAUCAGAUUAUGCGUGCAUUUAUUGCACAAUUCACAAGAAGGACAGGUAUUUAAAUCACAAUGCAGUAAAUUGGGCAAGCUGAUCAUCUGAAUCCCUGUUGACUGAUUUCAUUAUAUUUUUAACUUUUUUUUAGUUCCUACUCCUUAUUCUUGGUAUGAACAGUGCCAUAUCAGAUUAUGCGUGCAUUUAUUGCACAAUUCACAAGAAGGACAGGUACACUACUGUACAUCUAGACUCUACUUCCAUUUCUGUGUGUUCAGUUGUUAACAUAUGCAUGCUGAUAUAUAACAUGCAGAUCUUUAAAAAUCAUAAUUAUUUUAAUUGCAUGUCAAAUGUAGAUGGGAUAUGUCAAAGUCAGAAGACUAUUACCUAAGUGAUGAUAACAAAAGGAUCCUUCAUGACAACGAACAUAUGGUAAAUUCCACCAACAAAUUUGGUUGUGUAAGGAAGCCGUUGCUGAACAUACCAAUUACAAAUGUCAGAAUAGAUGAACUUCAUCUGCUUCUCCGAAUCACAGGUUUGAGAUUUUACAAUAUAUACCCGUAUGGUUUUACAUGUACAAAACAAAAUAAGAUCUAGUGGCUGAUGAUGAUGAAGAGGUCAAUUUUGCCAAAUAGAUGCUUAAACCUGGCAGCUCAUGCUUAAUUGUAAUAUUUUCCUUUUACGUCUAUAGAUAUCCUAGAGAGGAACAUCAUAAAUGAUGCUAUCGAACGUGAUGUGAAAGAUAACCUUAACAGAGCCCCGUCAGACAGGAAAAAUCAACAUGCCCAAAAUGUUGUUGAUGCCAUCAACGCAUGUGGAGUUAGUUUUAGUGUCUGGGAGAAAAAAGAUGCUAAUGGAAAAACAAGUGGUAUAUAUGAUUGGACCAGUAUGGUUGGCAACGAAAAGAAGAAGGUUCUUGCUAAUCUUCCAGCUCAGUUUCCAAAUUUUCUUGACGAACAUUUUUCUGGAACAAUUUCUCAAAUAUGGCAGGUUCAGUAACAGUUUUUUUUUGAACUGGUUCCAUAAAGCCCAUAUUUUCAACCUAAAGAAAGAGUGCUGCAUUGUUGCAAUGUACUCAGGUUAUUGUGGUUAGGGUUGAAACUGUUCAAAUUUUAUUCUGUAUAUAUAACAAGAGUACAUUUGAUUGGUUGACAAGUCAAACUAGUAUGUAUAUGCUAUGGGCAGUAUUUUAUUAGGAUUACUUCUAAAGUGCAAGAAAACACAGAACUAUUUGAAUUUCAUUUUUUUGUUUUCAUUUUUGAAGAAAUUUCAUGAAUUAUACCAAAUUCUGUCCUCAUGGAAACCAUCAGAAGAUGAAAUAGAUGGAUUCUUUAGAAAGGUAAAAAUCAAGUCUUUAUUUUUUGUACCUCCUCUUGUUUGAUGUUAAGGCAUCAAUAUACAGUAUCGUCAGUAUAAUAUAUUGUCAUAUAUCAUAUAACAUUAUUUGUGUGUUUCAUACUCCUAUAAAUAAAUAUAUUUCUUAUAAAUAUAUACAUAUUUAAUAGGCAAAGGAUUGGAUCGAGCUAUUUCUUUCCCUCGGAGGAAAGGUAUGUGGGUAUGAGAAAGCCAGAAUAACUGUCAUAUAUCAUAUAAAAUUAUUUGUGUGUUUCAUACUCCUAUAAAUAAAUAUAUUUCUUAUAAAUAUAUACAUAUUUAAUAGGCAAAGGAUUGGAUCGAGCUAUUUCUUUCCCUCGGAGGAAAGGUAUGUGGGUAUGAGAAAGCCAGAAUAACGCCAUAUAUGCAUAUCUUGGUUUAUCACAUACCCAAAUUUCUUAAAAAUGAUAAAUCUAUUAAGCAAUUCACUGGACAGGGAAUUGAAAAAAUAAAUGAUGUAGUACGAUCAAUUUAUCACAACAAAAGUAACAGACACGAUGCGUGCAAAGAAGCGGUACAGGCCCUGAAAAGGAUUGACAACCUCCAGAAUUUUGAAAGAGUGCCACACCAAUACACGAAGAAAAACACCGAGUAUUGGACGAAAGAAAUAUUCGAACAAAGAAGGAAAAGGCCCCGUUUGUGUGUCGAUCCACGGGAGGAUGAUGGAAUACCACCACUCACUCAAGAUGACAUCGAUAAAAUGAGCCUAUGUGAGAUAAAAGAUAAACUAAAGGAACUCAAUGUGAAAACAAAACUGAGGAGCCUUGUUAAACUGAAGGAACUUUUAAAAAAUGCCAUUAGUUUAAGUUGAAGUUAGUAUUCAUACAUUGUAGCUACCUUGUCAUCUGGCGCACCGGAAGAUCGAUAAUUCUUCCGAUCUGAACGUUUUUACAUAUUUGUGUUAUGCCCAAUUGAUUUCUUUUUAAAUUGAGAUUAAGAUUUUAAAAUCAAUUAUUUUUACAGUCUGUUAACAAGAAUAUAUGAAUAUCUGUCCCCCUCCAAUUAUCGAUCUUCCGGUCCCCCUGCUUUUCAUUAUUACAAAUGUAGUUGAAUCAAUACUAGUUGAAAAAACGUUAAAUACCGGGUGUCCCAAAAAAAACUAUACCCUGUUUGAUUUCAUAUAGUGUAAAAACUAUAAAAGCUAUCGAGCUGAGAUGAACUCCACUACACGCAGGAAGGGCUAACUUAGAUUUUGAUAUAUAACAUUAAAUUUUCCAUGCCAUAUUGACCAAAAUACAAGUGUUUGAAUUUACGAGGAGUUUUCAAAAUUGUUGUCAAAACGAUAAAAAUCACUGCAUCAGACUGAGCUGAAAGCAAUUACCGCUUAAGAUGGAAUCUUUAAUUUCAGCGAUUUUAUCUUCAAUUCUCUGUCAUUCCUUUGAUAUUCACUUUUAAAACAUAUAAAUUUCAAUUAAAGUUGAUUCUUAUGAAUGAAACGAAUAAAACGAGUUCACAUUAAAAGAAAGUUUCGUUGAAUUUGAUAUGCUGUUUUAUGCUAAUUUUUCAACUUUGCAGAAGUGGUAGUUUAACGUUAAAACGUUAAUAAUAUCACUAAAUAUAUCGUAUAUAUCAAAAUCUAAGUUAAUCCUUUCUGAAUACAAUGCUUUUUAUUUAGGAGUGAUAGCGUUUAUAGGUUUUACGCUAUAUGAAAUCAAACGGGGUAUAGUUUUUUUUUGGGACACCCGGUACAAUUAUGCAUUUCUCAACCAUGAAUGAAGCAUUAUAUGUUCCUACUAAAGAGCCACUUGAGAAAAUCUUGACUAAUAUCUAUAUGUAUGUCAACACUAUGCAAAAUAUAAAACCUGUUGUAAAUGUAGGUUGCAUACUUAUCUGCUAUUGAACAUACUGUAAUUGUUCAAAUAGCAUGCUGAAUGCUUCAGGUAACCACCUCAACAUGUCCAUGGCCACAGCACAAGUGUGUUGCACCAUCAUGUAUAACAUUAACAGCAAUACAAGAGUUUUUCUUUUGCCAUCAAUGCAUCCUUUAAAGUGUCUCAGCACAACAUGCUUGUCUUGCAAUAUGAACUCUAAGUUUUUCAAUUGGCAGUCUUGCCUUCUGUUUGAGGUCUCCAUUUUCAAAACAGAAUUGUUUUGGUGUCCACGAUAAAAUGGGUUUCAUUUUUAUGGGAAAGCUAAUGGCUCUGCCUUCACCAUUUUUAUCCAGAUAAUACCACCACGUUCUGGGCAAAGAUAGGCGACAGAAACCUGCAUUUUCAUACAAUGUAUACCCUUUGUGUUGUGAUGGAGUUCCCUUGUCUUUCCACAACCAUCUUUGUACAUCAAGGUCAAUAUAUACAUCCACUGGAGCACUAGAUUUUCCCUUAAGGGUCCUUGCUAUUGCUUCAUAGAAAUUUCGACUGCCUUGUUCAAUUCGCUGAUCUGAAAUUUGCGGGUUUUCAUAGCUCCUGAAUAAACAAGUAAACAAAAUUACUAUACUAUAUACGAGACUCAAUCAAAAUGGCUUAUUGCAUUUUUAAUCCACACACCCCCUAUGGAGGACAUCCAUUUUUUGGACCCCCUCCCCUGGAAUUCCGCAGAUGUUGAUGAAUUUCUGCCCUACCCCCUGGAAUUCCGCGAUUUUUUACAAAUUUCCAGCCUACCCCAUGGAAUUUCCACAGAUUUUUAACAAAUUUCUACUCAUCCCUUGGAAAUUCCACCAAUGGUUUUGACCUAGUCUCUGGAAUUUCCACAUUUUUUGUUUAAUAGGUAACCAUCCCUUGGAAUUUCCAUGUUGUUUUUUUAACCUACCCCGUGGAAUUUCCACAGAUUUUCUUUAAAAUUUAGACUCUCCCUUGGAAAUUCCGUCUUUUUUUGUUGAAUUUUAGGAAGGGGGGCCUGGAAAUUCCAGUAUCCUCCAUAGGGGGUGUGUGGUUUAAAAAUGCAAUAAGCCAAUACAAGAGUUAAACACAAAUAAUGAAAUAAAAAGACGAAAACAUUUACCUCAGAAGCGCUGGAGUCAAAUGAUCAGCAGGUUCCCAGCUACAUUCAUGGAAUGGCCACCCAGCCCAUUUAAUCAAAUACUCCCAACUCUGAUAAAAUAAAAAUAAGAGAGCUGAAGUUGUCAUUUUAACACUCAAGACAGUACCUGCAUGGCACUGAUCGUAGUGAUCGAUGGCUGCAAUGCGAAACAAACUUUAAAAAAUGUACUUGAAAUACUCACAUUUCCUGUUUUUCGUCGCUCAAUAAUCCUUUCAACCGGAAAAAACUUUCCUUUCGGCUUUCUCCCAGUGUCGUACAAAACAACAGACGACAGAUCAUUCAAGCUUGCAUAGUCGACAUUUCUGCCAACCCUUCUGACGGACGCCAUGUUAGUUUGUGUUCGCACUUCGCAAGCCAUGAACAUUAGGGGAUCGAAAGGGAUAUUGGUGUUGUUCUAGGCAAUCGAUGUCCUGGGUUUCAAUGUCCGGAAUUUCUGGCUAUGAAAUAUUUCUACUCUGUGCCGUAUUCAAACACAACCUUGUACUCAGCACGUAUGUCGUCAUUUUCAGGUCAGUGUGAACGCCUGAGCAGGCGUCUUGUUUGCAUGAAAUAGGGCCUGACACAAAACCUGUCUAGACCGUGGGACGCCCACAUGUUAUUUUUAGACACAACAUGCAAUAUGAUGACAAGUUUUGUAGAUUUCGUUGGGUUGGGAUAAAACGCGGAACCGGAAUGCGAAUUGCGGAAGCGGAUUGCGGAAGCGGAUUCCGUAAGCGGAUUCCGCAAAUGAGGAUAAAACGCGGAUUCCGUAAGCGGAUUCCGCAAAUGAGAAUAAAACGCGGAAUUGAAGCAUAAUAAGGACGAGAAGCAUAAUAGGGUAAAUUAAGUUUGAUCAUAACAUUAACUUAAUGCCACAACCACUGAAAAAUUUACCUGACAAAAUUUUCCCUUUAUUAAUUUUAACUGCAUUCAAACGAAUUACAUGUAACCCAAAUAUGUUAAAAAUCCAAUAUUCAGUACAAUUGUUUUUAAAAAUAAAGAAAUACGGUCAGUCUUCGUAUGUUUCCUACUGAAUAUUCUGCAGUAUAUUUUAAACACCAAAAUAUAAUUAUACGAAACCGGUUCAAAAGGUCUAAGAAGUGUGCAAAUUAAACAUUUAUUAAUUUUAAUUUGCACGAUUCGUUCGCUGAAAAUUCAAGAACUAAAAUGUUUAUUUUUUGUGUAUAGUAAAUACAUGCGCUAUCAGUCGAGUUUAUAUCCGUAGUUUAGCUCCUGCGCUGCCGGCAACAGCCACUUAUAAAUUCAGUUUGUCUUUCUCUUCAUGCAUUGUGCAUUACGCGCACAAUAGUUCUUUGCACUCGUACGCUUUUUCUUUUCGUGGAAUUUUAGUAUAAAUCCAUGAAAAUUGUGAUGAUUUAUGGCGAAAUUUCAUUCGGCGGCGGAAAACUGUCAUAUUUCUGAUUUCCUGUCGGAUGUGUUGUGCAUGUUUCGCAUUACAUACAGGCAUGACGAUUUCAGAUUUUUUAUUUACUUAGCCUAGACUAUUCAUCUUUACAACAAUUGAGAUAUUACUCUUCUAACUAUAAAAAAUACAAAACAAGUGAAACUCCAAAAAUCGAUAACAUAUAUAUUUAUCUACGUUUCGACUAUAUUUCAGUCAUCACCAGGAUAAACUAGCUAUAGGUUAUACUGACUUAUACAUCAAAAACAGUAUUUAUAUGAAGAAACAUGAUACAAUCAUUAGGUUGAUUAUUAAUGAAUUAAUUAAAUAUGAUUAGUUCUUUAGAAGCUUUAAGUGCAUGAUUAGGUUCAGACUAACCCUCCCUGCCAACUUGCCCUGUGAGAUGAAACUGGAAUACCCGAAAGAAAACCCACGACUUGCUGCAGAGUGUUGACAGACUCUUUUCAUAUGAGUCCGUAACAAGAAUCGAACCCACGAUCUCAGAGUUGUAUGAAAGGCGCUUGCUCUGACACCUGCGCCAUCAAAGCCCGAAUAUUACUAGCAUUGUUUAAACAAAGAAACUCAGAUAAAAAUUAAGACGCUCUUGAUAAAUACGAUUUUCCACCUCCCUCCAUAAUUUUGAGAUAUAGUCCAAAAAAGUCACAGUCCCCCCCCACACACACACUAAUGCAUGCAUGCAAGACUUCAACAGUUAGGCCAAGGGUAACUAGGUAACUUUAGCCAAUCGUUUUUUAGUGGUUGUGACCUUAAAAAGUGAUAAUUUAUGUUUUUUAUACGCUAUUCUGCUUCUCGUUCUUAUAACGCAAUUCCGCGUUUUAUCCUCAUUUGCGGAAUCCCCGUUUUAUCCUCAAAUGCGGAAUCCGCUUCCGGAAUCCGCAUUCCGGGUCCGCGUUUUAUCCCAACCCAGAUUUCGUUGCACAAAAAAAUUAUAUUCUCAUUAACAUAUCCGCAGAGUGUGCAUUUUGCUUUUUAAUUAAACUUAAAAAUUCAAGGUACUUUUAUAUAAUUAAGAGUCAGUUUCUCUAUUUAACCGAACUAAUUUAAUUAAAAUUAGUCAGUUCUGUGCACGGCUUGACUGCCAAACUUUCUCAAGGUCUCAACUUGCUGGACGCUGAUAUACUCUAACGACUAACGGGCUAACAACAGCAACAAUGAAAUUCUCAAUCGUACCACGAAGAAGGCGAUGUAGCUCAGAAAACAACACCGGUAGGACCUGAUAUUAAAAAUAAGACUUUUGCCGGCGAAACCAUUUGACAGAACAUCUUGGCUGUCAACAACAAGGUUUCUAAUACAUGACUAGUUUGGCUGUUCUUUCAGCGUCGUGUGUCCAAAAUUCCUCAAAGAUUUUGAUGAAGCCCGUUCAAAAUACUAUUUGUUUGAUUUAUUUUAUGCCAUAAAGCAUAUAAAAGAAAAUAAAUUCGAAGAAGUCGAUAAUGGAAUUUGUUACGUGCGUUUGACCUUUAUAUUAAUUGUCGCCUUGAACCCUUGACCGAGCUAUUUUUAAAACUGUCGUUUAUGCGAACUUGCAACCAAUCAAAAUCCUUCAUGAUGCUGAUCAACCAAUCAGAUUUCCCGUCCACCAGAUGGACGGGAAUCCCACAGUUUAGAUAGGUUUUGUGUCAGGCCCUAUUGAUCUGUGAUUAGGGCCUGAACUUCAGGUUAUACCAAACGCGGAACCUCACAUAUGUAUAGGGAUCGAUUGCAGAUGUUAAAUCUUCUCCCGUUGACAUACGACAGUGAGAUCAAGGAUUUGACAUAUUUCUUAAAAUUGCUAAACGGACUUUACGAUUUUGUGUCGUUUGUUAGUCAUAAUCACACUCGUAACUGUGAAAAUCCUCCUCUCGUACUUAAAGUUCCGUCGUGUAAAAUUGAAGUGCUUUCCAGUCGACUUUCUUUAACCGUAUUGUCCCUCUCUGGAAUUGUGUGUGUAAAAUAGCUUGUCCUGCAGACCUUCGCAGUCUAACUAUGUUUACUGAAAUCUUUUUUUUUCAAGAACAUACGUAUACGGUUGCUUGUUACGUGAUGUUACUCCGAGUGUGUAUCCACACCGGGCAAGCUUGAAAAAUAUGCACGGCCACGUUGGGAAUCGAACCUACAACCUUUGGAAUACUAGCCCAAUGCUCUGCCAACUGAGCUACGCGGUCAGGUCGGUUCGAGAUGCGAUAUUUCGGAACUGAGUCUAGUUCCUUCGAUAUCAGUGUAAUCUAAUAAUCAUGAUAUUUGUUGUGUUGGUGUAGUGUAGCUCAGUUGGCAGAGCAUUGGGCUAGUAUUCCAAAGGUCGUAAGUUCGAUUCCCACCGUGGCCGGGUAUAUUUUUCAAGCUUGCCCGGGCAUAUUUUUCUAACGCCGCGAUCAGAAGUGACUGAUCACUGUGACCACAUGGCCAUUUAUUCUUUCAGUAAUUUAUUUUGGUUGUUUUGUCCUUUGCAAUUUCUUUUAUAAUAGUGACUUUCUCGGCUUCUAUUAAGUCUUUCCUACGUCCCAUAUUGCCGGAUGAUUUAUGAAACUAAUACCGUGGACCACCUCUGUUGUAGAAGAACCCCUGGAUUUUGUAAUCACGUGACUAAUAUGAAAUGUAAACGUUGCAACGAUGUUUGCACCACAAACAAAAAACGUUUCACGUGUAUUUAUGUUUUACCCUCCUAAUUCGAAGACAUAAUUAAAAUGCCCAAAUCUCAUACAUAACUAAUAUCGUCGUUCGCAGUGUAUAUAUAUAUAUAUAUAUAUAUAUAUAUUCAAUGACAUUAAAUAUGAGAAUGAAACUGAACUUUCUAAGCAUGUUUGGAAACUAAAACUAAAUAGAAAACAAUUUAAUAUCAAGUGGUCCAUCUUAUCCCGAGCAAGUUCAAUCAAAGCCGGUGGAAAUAGUUGCAAUUUACGUUGAAAGACCAUAAAGACAACUUCGAAUCGAACCCCAAAUGCCGAUUAAUCAACCCAGCCAAAAGCGAACUUGGUAAAGUAAGCAAAGUUAUACUGGAUUCCAUCAAUUAAGAAAUCAGAUCAACCACCAACGCAAACCAAUGGAGAAAUUCCCAAUCUGUAAUCAAAUGGUUCAAAGACAUCGAACAGAAAUCUCAGUAUAACUUUGUUUCUUUUGAUAUCGUCGACUACUACCCUUCCAUCAGUGAAGAACUCCUCGAUAAAGCCAUCGCUUGGGCCAAAACUAUUAUUAAUAUUACUGACGAACAUGUUUCAAUCAUCAAACACGCCCAGUCCUACAACAUUUGACGUCACCAUGGGGAGCUUUGACGGUGCGGAAAUUUGCGAACUUGUUGGUUUGUAUGCAUUAAACAAACUAAGGGCGAGAUUUGACAGCAAUAACAUCGGAUUGUACAGAGAUGACGGAAAAAAUCAUAAAAAAUAUGCAAUAAAACAUUCCUCACAGCCCCAUUGGGAAAGUUUUCAAUUUCUGCGGAAUAAAGUGAAUGUUGAAAUGCGAAAUGUAAAAUCAAAAUAUUUUCAUGAUAAAAUCACUGAUUGCUCUGUAAUGAAUGACCCUAAAAAGACUUGGAAAUUAAUUAAUUCAUUAUUGGGAAAGAAUAACAAAUCCAACAAUGUGAAUGAGCUGCUGGUUGACAGCACGUUAGUUUCGGAUCCUAAAUCUAUUGCAGAUGCAUUUAAUGACUAUUUCAUUAGUAUUGGGUCGAGGCUAGCAGCAGAAUAUGUAGACGAGUCCUGUAGUAAUGUUGAUAAUCAGCCCAUAAACUAUAAUAUUAAUCAAUCCUCAGAUACUUUUUUUAAAGUAUCUCCAAUAUCCGUUGAUAGUGUUGCCUCGACCCUAAGAGGCCUAAAAGCAUGUAAAGCAACAGGUCUUGAUAAAAUUCCUGCUAAAAUUCUAAAAUUAUCUGCAAACAUAAUUGCACCCUCGUUGACAUUCAUCUUCAAUCUGUCGCUUGCAACGGGCGUAUAUAUAGAUGAAUGGAAGCGUGCUCGUGUUACGCCAAUAUUUAAAUCCGGGGAUAAAAGACAAUGUGAGAACUAUCGGCCUAUUUCAAUUUUACCGGUGGUGAGUAAAGCCUUUGAGAAGGAAGUUUUCCGUCAAGUAUAUAGAUACUUGUCUGAAAGCUCUCUUCUGUCAAAGUUUCAAUCUGGAUUUCGUCCAAAGCAUUCAACUGUAACUGCCCUCAUCCAAAUGUGUGAUGAGUGGCUAGAAAAUAUGGACAAUGGAAAGUUAAAUGGGGUUGUGUUCAUAGAUAUAAAAAAGGCAUUUGACUCUAUAAACCAUCGCAUUUUGUUAAAUAAAAUGAAUGAGCAAUUUGGAAUUUUUGGCGUAGAAUUAAAAUGGUUUGAGUCAUAUUUAACAAAUAGAGAACAGCAAUGUAAUGUUAAUGGAGAAUUAUCUAGUAAUAGAAUUAUCACCUGUGGAGUGCCCCAGGGAUCUAUACUGGGACCACUGCUGUUCCUAUUAUAUAUUAAUGAUUUGCCAGAUUGUUUGAAAUCAACUAAUCCAUGCAUGUACGCGGAUGAUACUCAAAUCUUUUCAUCUUCCUACGAUGCAAACGAACUUGUUGUAAAUUUAAAUUCAGAUCUUGCCCAUGUCUGUAACUGGCUUAAAGAAAAUAGGCUGCAGAUGCAUCCAUCAAAAUGUAAAAUGAUGUUUAUUGGCUCCCCGUAUAAUCUUAAUAAUAUAAUGUGUGAGGAACCCGUUGUGGCUAAUGCAAAACCCAUAUCACGAAUUGCUACACAAAUGUGCCUAGGAGUAAAACUAGAUGAAACCCUUAAUUGGGAUAGUCACAUUGAAAUGAUGCAUACCUUAGAAUCGAUUAAUAAAAGUCUUGUGCAGCCCUACUUUGAUUAUUGUUACCCCCUUUGGGAUACUUGUGGUAAGUUGCUAAGAGACAAGUUGCAAAGAUUUCAGUCUCGUGCAGCAAGAGUCCUAACGGGUGCUAAUUAUGAUACUCGCUCAGCUGAUCUUCUCAACAUGCUUUCUUGGGAUACACUUGAAAAUAUGCGGUCUGGUGCCAAGUCAGUAUUAAUGUAUAAAAUACUUAACGACCACACUGCGCCAGGUCUCCGGGGGUCAUUCGUGAGAAGAGAAAUAGAUCAAACUAAUUAUCAUCUUCGAAACACAGCAACUGAUCUAACAAUUCCUAAACCGAAACGAGAAUUUCUUAAAAAAAGUUUUAAAUAUAGCAGCGCUAUGCUCUGGAAUCAACUCCCAAACGAGGCAAAAUUGGCCGAGUCGCCUCAUUCGUUUAAAUCAAUUGUUGGACAGCGACAUGCUUCCUAAUUAUUUGUAUAUGGUAACGUGUACAGUAUGUGUGUACUAAUAUUUAGUUUAAAUUUUCCUUUUAAUGAUUUUCAAGAUCUAAACACGCCCCCCAUGGAAACCAGCCUAGAGUUGAUGGGACUAGCGUGUUCUUCUUUCUGUUAGCCUGCGAACAGGCCCUGGGUUGCGGGCGGCGCGAAGAAUAGAGGGCCUGCACGGAUGAUAGGUUUUCUUGGUAGUGGCGUUCGUAUAGAAACGCAGGCUUCUGAUUGGCUUACACUCGUUGACAAAAUUACUAAAAAUAGCAAAUGUCAACAACAGCAUUUUGAAGAAUUUGAACUUUAUUCAUUUUAAUAUUAUAUAUUAUGGGACUAUCGAACAAAUAAAACUAGAAAUGGAAACCAAAAGCAAUAGCAAAGCAUCACAGCAAAAAAGUCUAUCAUAAAUGACUUGAAUCUAUCGCUUAAAUCCAAUAUACGAAACUAUAACAGUAUUCUGAACUUCGUCUUCGGAUUGACAUCAGACCAUAGUAUAUAGUACAUUUUGAGGUCGUCGUGGCUUCACGGAUUAUUCUCAUUAGUGAGCAAGUCAGCAAGCGAAGGCAUACAAAAGAUACCCAAAUAUGUACGAAUAAUUAUAUUGUCGAUCCUCGCUGGCAUGUCAUUUAGAUAAAUAUAUAUCGUACAUUAAACGUACUGUUUACUGUAUAUUAACUGCUGACAAUUUCGUCGUCGAUACGGCUUCCACUAUUGGCACACUCGUGAUUUCGAAGAAAUUAAUAAAUACAUGCUCAUUUAUCAUGUAUUUAGACCACAGUUAGUAAAAUUUUAAACGUAUUCGGUAUUCCAAAUCCCAAUCUAUCUGACCGUAUUUUAGUAAUAGCUUCAAAAUAUUCAGAACAUUGUUCUUUCAGUCGCACAUAGUACAAGUAUUACUGUACAUUCAAAGCCAACGGUAGUAUUUUAUUCGGCUUUAUAUUUGUAUGUGUAUUGAUAUCUAUUUAAUAUUUGAAUUCUAUGCCUUUCCGAGUAAUAUAUUGUGCGGCUAAUGUUUUGUAUUAUUGUUCAUGUUGCACAAUGUACACGCCUUGCGUCAAUUUGACAGUUGACAGUUUAUUUAUCGCAGUCGACGCUGAUUGGUUCGCGUUUAGCAGAUGCGAAAAGGGGUGGAAUGAAUAAAACGCAUGGUUCCGUGCAGGCUCACCUUUCUCCCAGUGAGCCUGUUCGCAGGCUAUUCAUUACACAGUUAUGUAGAUCACCUCACUUGUUUAUGACUCUUGUCAGGGGUAAUAACCUCGUACCCAGGUGGCCGUGGCACCAGAGCACGAGAGCAAAUAGCCUGGGUAUGA